UUUUUUUUUUCUAAAACAAAAAAACAAUCUGUUGACAUUUUGUUUAUUUUUCUCAUCAUUACAGCGGACAAUGUGUUUAGGCCAGCAUCCGUGGCUGCUAUGGAUGCCGCCAAUUCCAGUGGACCAAGUACACCCGGUAUUGACUUGCAGAGAUUGGCUAGUGGAUUCUUCACCAAUGCGGCAGCGCGGAUAGAUUGGCUGGACGAUCGCAAUAUCUUUAACUGGAGUCGACAAGAAGAAAGCGAAGUCGACGAUUCAUUGUACUUUUUGGAUCGCAACAGUGGAGGUAUAACGGGUUCGGCCAGCGAAGUUGAAAUUACCGCACAUAAACGACGAAAAAGUACUGGUCGACGUAGUCGCACCGGCAGUCUGAUCCAUAGUGAAGGCGGAGGCAUGAAAGUAGACUCGAUGACGACGCUUAAUGUACAGAAACCGUUUGGUGAAUUACGGCUACCUGUCGCAAGGCGAUCAGGAUUUAAACACAAUGAAGAGCAAGAUGGUCUCGGAUCAGAAGCGACAAUCGACUACUUGCGAGUUGAGGACGACGGUUAUGCCGGAGACCGAGAAGAAACCUCGAAGCUUUCAAAGAAAACGAUUUGAAGGAUGAUGUAUAUAGCCAAUACGUUAUAAAAUAAUACUUUGCUGUAAUGGGGACCCGAAAGCUUUUUAUCUAGAAUUAAACACAAAAAAAAUAGAAAUCUUAUU
This is a messenger RNA of Umbelopsis ramanniana AG, 705 nucleotides long. RefSeq lists its product as uncharacterized. Bases 100 to 600 code for a protein of 166 amino acids. The transcript has a single exon. NCBI's taxonomy places the organism in Eukaryota, Fungi, Mucoromycota, Umbelopsidomycetes, Umbelopsidales, Umbelopsidaceae. The record is from RefSeq and is a predicted model, not a curated record.